This is a messenger RNA of Guillardia theta CCMP2712, 1092 nucleotides long. RefSeq lists its product as hypothetical. Bases 1 to 1092 code for a protein of 363 amino acids. The record is from RefSeq and is a predicted model, not a curated record. The transcript is spliced from 12 exons. Lineage: Eukaryota; Cryptophyceae; Pyrenomonadales; Geminigeraceae.
AUGGUGAAGAAGCUGGGGAGGAGGAAGAAGGGGAAGCGAGAAGAGUGGAGGUCGAAAGACAUUCAGAGCCUGGACUUGAACGAGCUCUCCAUGGCGACAGCAGUAGCCAAGUGCCUGCGACGAACCGCGAGCAACGUUGAGUUGUUCUACGAGUACGCGGCGAGCGGCAAGGGCAUACAGCUAGGUGGCAGGGGGGCUCUGCUGGACUACAAUGAGCUCGUGUGCAUCCUGGAGGAGGUCAAAGUGAUUCCAAAGGCAUUGCCCAAGGAGGACUGUUACGAUUACUUCCUGGCCUUCCUGCGGAAGAAGAUGAGAUCGCCGAGCGCGAGCACGGGGCAGCCAGCCUCGGCAGGGGGGAGGCCUUCGACCAAGGGCAGCCACAGGCCCAAGUCCUCCGAAGGGCCGGAGGACGAGCUGGACUUCCCUGCCUACCAAGAGUUCAUCGAGUUCCUGAUCGAGAGAUUGGGGUACCUGCCCUACGUCGAGCGGGAGAAGCAGAUUAUGGAGCAGCACAUGGAGAGUCUGAAACUGCGGACGACGAACCUGUACGACUUCUCCUACCGGUCAAACGCGAUUCACCGCACUGAACGAGAGCUCAAGAAGGCCAUCGGCUACAACGAGGAAAUACUCUUCACCAAUGACCCGGUUGAGCUCGCGCAGACCAAGUACACUCUUCCUAUUCUCCCUGCCUACAAGAUCAAGACUCCGAGGGUUGUCUCGGAGCUGGAGGGAGACAAACAGAUCGAGCCGUUGGCGAACGUCUCAGUUCCGCUCGACGAUCUCCGUCACGGCGAAGAGCUGCGGGGCUUGCGCCUGCCUGCACACAGGGUCGCCCGGAAAUCCUUGCACUGCACUGUGAGGAAGUACUUCGACAAGUGGGUCUCCGUCGUCGCAGGGUUCGACGAGUCCCUCUUCGAGAACGAUGACAAGGCGAGAAGGCUUGCUGGCGCUGCAAAUCCGGACGACGGGCCUUCGGUCGAGGUGAAGGUUGACAGGUCAGGACAGUGGAUUCCCUUCCUCCCAAGGGCGAUACCGCCGAUUGAUCACACGCUCUUUCCUUACUCUCAUCCCCUCUCUUCCGAAAAGCACUGA